Molecule: messenger RNA, 3347 nt
Organism: Pollicipes pollicipes
Lineage: Eukaryota; Metazoa; Arthropoda; Thecostraca; Pollicipedomorpha; Pollicipedidae
Gene: PTPMT1
Product: protein tyrosine phosphatase, mitochondrial 1
Exons: 4
Coding region: 158-778 (206 amino acids)
Biological process (GO): protein dephosphorylation
Molecular function (GO): phosphoprotein phosphatase activity; phosphatidylglycerophosphatase activity; phosphatidylinositol-4,5-bisphosphate 5-phosphatase activity
Source: RefSeq, a predicted model, not a curated record
GUAAAUAUUAGGGUGAACGCGCUUGGGGUUCAUUACAAUCGUUGCAAUCUUAGAGGGCCUGAAACGCGGUUGGAUGCGGAUGCGUAUGUGCUAAAAAGGGGCCUUUAUUGGCGUGCAGGGGACAUCGACCAGCAACCUAACCUUUGAACUCAAGCCAAUGCAGCCGAAUAAAGGCUCCGCUCAUUGCAGUUCCAACGGUGGAAGAGGUUGGGUGCAAGCAGCUGGCUGGAAAAUGUUUGCGAGGGCGACGUUCCUUCCUACGCUGGCAUACAAUGUCUUCAUGCAAAGGCUGUCUAGCAGAAGAUGGUGGGACCGGGUGGAUGAUACUGUUAUUCUUGGAGCCCUACCAUUCCGCCACAUGACUAAGCAGCUUGUUGAAGAAGAGCACAUCAAAGCUGUUGUAUCAAUGAAUGAAGACUAUGAACUCAGGUUUCUGUCCAACAUGCAAAAGGAGUGGGAGGAGCACGGCGUCGACUUCCUGCAGCUGAGCACCACCGACAUUUUCGUGGCGCCGUGUCAGGAGAAGCUGCGUCUGGGCGUCGGCUUCAUCCUCCAGCACCGCGCCGCCGGGCACACCGUCUACGUCCACUGCAAGGCCGGCCGCACGCGCAGCGCCACCCUGGUCGGCUGCUACCUAAUGCAGCGACACCGCUGGAGCGCCGAGCGGGCCGUGGAGCACAUCCGCGCGCACCGACCGCACGUGCUGCUCGGGCCCAAGCAGUGGAGCGCGCUGCACGAAUUCGCUCGCUGGCAGCAGGACGGCGGCGCGGCCGGCUAGUGCGCGCGCGGCCAGGUGGCGGCCGAUGCCCGGGCCCCGGCGCCCGGCCCGGCCUGGCUCGGCCUGGCUGCACUUCCGAGAGGAGGGGGCUUCUGGUCUGGCGGCGGCUUUGUUUAGCAAGAGGGCGCCGUUGUUUGAUGUUUCGGGAUAAAACGUAUUCGGGACAUGGUGCCGGUCGCGAUGGGAACCGGGUCAUAUCUUGACAGGUUAUGUCACAUGUAGACUUUUUGGUCAUAGUUAUUUAUAACUAAUUUAUUAUUAGAUUUACGAGUUGUCUCCUGUACCAUGCUCAGGUUGAGAGGGAUUGAACCCCCGGGAAUGUACUAAUACUCACCCCCAUGACCAGUCAAGAGUUACUGUCUUUUUGCAAUUUCAUUGUAAUCUUUAAAUGUAGUUUUGACUUUUGUUGGGCACGCGACUUGCCUUUUUGGGCAACGUGGCACGGCCCGGCCAGAAAUUUACUGAAUGGGCAUGUUACUGAUCGUGCUUUGGCUGUUGCUAGACUCGUGAUGUGUGUUAUCGCGCCUGGUGAGGCAGUCCAUAGCUGAAUAUGGGACGUGUUACUGUUGCUGGUUACAGAAUACGUGACGUGGAUCACGAUGCUCGGCGCACUUAGUAUUCCUCCCCACCGACGCUAGAGCGUUUUAUUGUUGUUAAGCGUUAUGCAACUUUUCAUAAGAACAAGCCCAGUUGCCACCGCCGGUGUGAAGACAUGUUCGCACCGUUAGCGCCCGAUAGCCGCGUGGUUAUAACGCAUCGUUACUGUUUUAAACGAUUUGAAGAAUGCCAGGCUCCAUGUGCAACCCUGCUGUUUAUGUUCCGGCUGAAUUUAGGUCUAAAUUUAGCCCAUGUUUAAUGCUGACUCAGACCACGUUUGGGUUGUUUUGGUCCCAAGCGGUUUCCGAUCCAGACGAUAAAAGUCUGUGACAUAAACACAGCCGAUUUCAAAAAUUUAUUGCGCUGUUUUAGUAGCCUAGAUUGUUUCUGUGUUGGCAACGAGGCAGGCGAGACCACAUCGAUUUUAGGUCCUGCAGGUCAAGUCGGUAUGUUGGCUACGGGCGAACAUUGAACUUGACUCAGCGGGAGACAAUGUUCAUAUGCGUCGUUGUGCCGAUGGGCGCCAUUUAUAGCCGUUUAUAACAAGGAGGGACGGUUUUACCGCGCCUUUCAGUCUAUUCUGCGUCUGCACGGGGUGGUUGCACCAUUGUGUCGGGGCGUUGGCUCCCCGGGGCGCGCCGCCCCGCUAGCUGCGCGGCAUCGGGCGGCGCGGGCCACGCCGUCACCCUUCAGCAGCUGCCCCGGGGCUGAACCCGCUCUGGCCUGGCAGCGGGACAGGCUGACCCGGGCUGAACCUGCUCUGGCCGGGCAGCGGGACCGGCUCUGCACACCGCCUCAGCGACUUUGGACGUCACCCGUCUCGUAGCCUGGUGUCACGUCCGUCCCGUGGCCUGACGUGUCACGUCCGUCCCGUGGCCUGGUGUCACGUCCGUCCCGUAGCCUGGUGUCACGUCCGUCCCGUGGCCUGACGUGUCACGUCCGUCCCGUGGCCUGACGUGUCACGUCCGUCCCGUGGCCUGGUGUCACGUCCGUCCCGUGGCCUGACGUGUCACGUCCGUCCCGUAGCCUGGUGUCACGUCCGUCCCGUGGCCUGACGUGUCACGUCCGUCCCGUGGCCUGGUGUCACGUCCGUCCCGUGGCCUGGUGUCACGUCCGUCCCGUGGCCUGGUGUCACGUCCGUCCCGUGGCCUGACGUGUCACGUCCGUCCCGUAGCCUGGUGUCACGUCCGUCCCGUGGCCUGACGUGUCACGUCCGUCCCGUGGCCUGACGUGUCACGUCCGUCCCGUGGCCUGACGUGUCACGUCCGUCCCGUGGCCUGACGUGUCACGUCCGUCCCGUGGCCUGGUGUCACAUCCGUCCCGUGGCCUGACGUGUCACGUCCGUCCCGUAGCCUGGUGUCACGUCCGUCCCGUGGCCUGACGUGUCACGUCCGUCCCGUGGCCUGGUGUCACGUCCGUCCCGUGGCCUGGUGUCACGUCCGUCCCGUGGCCUGAGGUGUCACGUCCGUCCCGUAGCCUGGUGUCACGCCCGUCUCGUGACCUGAUGUCACGUCCGUGUCGUGACCUGAUGUCGCAUCCAUCCCGUGGCCUGGUGUUACGUCCGUCUCGUGGCCGGUGUUACAUCCGUCUCGUGACCAGGACGCCAGCGGCCGGUCUCCCUAUUCCGAGACUCGGCUCAUUUGAGGCGGCUGGCGUGUCCUCCCACCGCCAUGGCGAGGGAGGCAGCACUCUAAAAUCGGUGUCCAAGCAUGGGCACUGUCCGACUGCGUACGGGGCCGGACGGGGGACGGACAGUGUGGCGCGCUGUUGUCAUGCACUCUCUUCUGUUAGGCGCGAUGUGUACGGGUAGACGCGGUGAAGUAAUGACGAUGCCAGUGGACAGCCGGGUGGAUUGUUACUUAGUUCAAGCCAUGUGUCGGGUGGUGUGGAUCUAGUAGUAUGUAAUUUAUCGCAUGUCGAGCUCGUUCCGGUGCAUUGGUCUUCCUCUUUGUAAUACAUUUCGAUACAUUUA